AUGGACAAAAUUCCAACAAUCUACGGCAUACUGAAGUGGAAAUGUCCCCAACACAACUUAAUGCGCCAUGUCCCCGAGCUAAGGGGUACAAUUGCUGGGAAUAUGUGGGAGACGGCUCCUUCAACUGACAUAGCUGUUUCAGAGUUAACACACGCAUCUGCUGAAGUUAGUGAAAUAGUAUUUUUCUUGCUCGGCGCAAUGACCAUUGUGGAGAUAGUUGAUGCCCAUCAAGGAUUUAAACUGGUUACUGAUAAUAUUACUACUCGCAAGCCAAGAACUCUGCUUUGGGUGGUAGGUUUUGUGACCUUCUUUCUUAGUUCAGUCCUUGACAACCUGACCUCUACCAUUGUCAUGGUCUCCUUAUUGAGAAAACUGGUACCUCCGUCAGAAUUCCGGAAGUUACUAGGCGCUAUUGUGGUGAUAGCAGCAAAUGCUGGUGGAGCAUGGACUCCUAUUGGUGACGUUACAACUACAAUGCUGUGGAUUCAUGGUCAAAUUUCGACAUUGCAGACAAUGAAGGACUUAUUUGUGCCUUCAGCCAUUUCUUUAGCUGUCCCACUGGCUCUUAUGUCACUCACGAGUGAAGUCAAUGGGAAGGGACAGGAUUCUCCAAAUGUUUUGGCAUCUGAACAGAUGGCUCCUCGAGGACAGCUCGUUUUCUCGGUGGGAAUUGGGGCCUUAGUGUUUGUUCCAGUUUUUAAAGCUUUAACAGGUUUGCCUCCUUACAUGGGCAUGCUACUUGGACUUGGAAUUCUUUGGAUCCUAACAGAUGCCAUUCACUAUGGUGAAUCCGAAGGACAACGAUUGAAAGUACCACAGGCUUUAUCACGCAUCGACACUCAAGGAGCCCUUUUCUUCCUCGGAAUCCUUUUAUCCGUCAGCAGCCUUGAGGCAGCAGGGCUUCUUCGGGAAUUGGCAAAUUACCUUGAUGCCCACAUUCCUAAUGUCGAACUGAUUGCAAGUUCAAUAGGGGUCGUGUCUGCAAUUAUAGACAAUGUUCCACUGGUUGCAGCAACAAUGGGAAUGUAUGAUCUUUCCUCAUUCCCUCAAGAUUCUGAAUUCUGGCAACUGGUUUCCUUUUGUGCUGGCACUGGUGGAUCCAUGCUGGUUAUUGGCUCUGCAGCUGGAGUUGCAUUUAUGGGAAUGGAAAAGGUGGACUUUUUUUGGUACUUGCGGAAGGUGAGUGGCUUUGCUUUCGCUGGUUAUGUUGCUGGUAUAGCUGCGUAUUUAGCUGCUCAUAAUCUCAACAUCUCCCUCCCCACAACUGUAGCUCAGGUUCCUUUCCUUUCUGGUUCAUAAAUUAUAAAAUGUAUCUUUCAUGCUGGUGCAAAACUAGGCACCACAUCUCACAAAAUGUGGCAUUUCGCAUUAAAUUUAUUGAGUCAAGAAUGUGUAUGUAAAGCUGAUAGGGGAGUGAAAAAUAUCAUAUAUAAGAUCCUUUUGAGUUACACAUUUCUUCAAUUUUUCUUGAAAAUAAAAUUUGGGGAAGAUCAGAUCUCAU
Molecule: messenger RNA, 1501 nt
Organism: Ilex paraguariensis (yerba mate)
Lineage: Eukaryota; Viridiplantae; Streptophyta; Magnoliopsida; Aquifoliales; Aquifoliaceae
Source: the annotation of a GenBank genome assembly